UAUGAUAAACUUAUAAAUUAUAAUUUAUUACUAUAGGUACUAUAAAUGCAAAGAAUCGUCAAAGUACCUAUGUCGAGGCUCGAUCAAAAUUGUAAAAAGAAAUAAUGUUCAGGUUAUUUGAAUUUAAUCAACACUAAUGAAGCCGCUUUAAAAACAUUGAAGAUGAUUAUGGUAAUUCCUUUACUUCCAGCUCAACGAAUUGAAGAAGGAUUUAUUGAAGCAAAGCGUUAUGCAUCUAUGCAUAAUGUAAAUAUGCUCAGGUUGUUCAAUUACUAUGAACGAUAUUGGCUGCAAAACGUUGGUGUAGAAGUACUGUCUGUAUACAAAAAAAAAUUUAGGACUAAUAAUAAUGUUGAAUCGUUUCACAAUAAACUACGACAAAUGUUCCAGACUUCUCAUCCAAAUAUUUGGGUAUUUUUAGGAAAUAUAUGCAAACUUAUUGAAAACUAUUCAAUAAAGCUUAACCAAACAGACAAUGGUUUAGUCAUUUUACAUACAAAACGGGCAAAAUAUGUCGCCAACGAUAAGCGGAUUAAGUCUGCAAGUCAUCAACUUCGGCAAGGAUUAAUAAGCGUAGGAACAUUUUUAAAACGUUGUUCUUAUAGUGUAGCUGGAUAUGAAGAAAGAAUGCGAGCACUGGCAAUAGGACAAAUUUAUAAUGAAGCUGUUGAAAAUCAAGUACCUCAGUUGCUAGAUAUACCCAAUGGAGAAGUAUUGAACCAUAAUAUGGAUGGUAAAUAUAAAAUGAAUUUAUGGUUUAAAACAUGAAAUGCAUUUAUUUAUUUUCUUUCAGAUGAAGUUGUU
Aphis gossypii (cotton aphid) is the source of this 804-nucleotide messenger RNA. RefSeq lists its product as uncharacterized. Bases 163 to 768 code for a protein of 201 amino acids. The record is from RefSeq and is a predicted model, not a curated record. The transcript has 4 exons. Lineage: Eukaryota; Metazoa; Arthropoda; Insecta; Hemiptera; Aphididae.